CAAUUCCCAAGGUUUUCUUGUCCAACUAUUUCCGAUAUGUCUGGAAUAGCUACACCUACAUGCGCCAACUCCUCAGUAGUCUUCCCCCCGACACCGUUCUCCGUCACGGUUCUCCAGAAGAAGGCACGGCCGGCCCAAGCUUCGGCCGCAUCGCUAUACCCAUAUUCAUCCAUCUCAGAAGAGGCUAAGAAGCUAGGGAAAAAAGCCCAGGCAGAGUUUCCAUAUGCCUCGGAAGUAACACAAGGGAAGGCGGGGAAAAUAGACAUGUAUUCCCCAAAGUUCUAUGCAGCUUGUACCACCGGCGGAAUCCUAGCAUGUGGCCUUACACACACCGCUGUCACCCCCCUUGACCUGGUAAAAUGCCGCCGACAGGUAGACUCAAAGCUUUACCGCUCAAACAUCCAAGCCUGGCGCACAAUCUCGAGGGCAGAGGGCAUCCGCGGCAUCUUCACGGGCUGGUCGCCGACGUUCUUUGGCUACUGCGCUCAGGGAGGUCUGAAGUACGGUGGCUACGAGUUCUUCAAGAAAUUCUACUCGGACCUUGCGGGGCCGGAGAAGGCGGCGAAGUAUAAGACGGCGAUUUACCUGGCUGGAUCGGCGAGUGCAGAGUUCAUUGCCGAUGUCGCGUUAUGCCCGCUCGAGUCCGUUAAGGUUAGGACGCAGACUACGAUUCCGCCGGAAUUUAAGGGCACCACAGAGGGGCUGAAGAGCGUUGUUGCGAAAGAGGGGUUUGGGGGGUUAUAUAAGGGGCUGUACCCCUUGUGGGGGAGGCAGAUUCCUUAUACCAUGAUGAAGUUUGCGUCUUUUGAAACGGUGGUGGAAAUGAUUUAUGACUACCUUCCUAAGAGUAAAGAUCAAUAUGGAAGUGGGGUUCAGACGACGGUGUCGUUUGCGGGGGGCUAUAUCGCUGGUAUCCUCUGCGCAAUUGUCUCCCAUCCCGCAGAUGUAAUGGUCUCAAAACUCAACGCAAACCGCCGGCCCGGCGAAGCUUUCGGUGCUGUUAUGAAGAGAAUCUAUGGGGAGAUCGGAUUCGGAGGACUCUGGAACGGCUUGCCAGUCAGAAUCGUCAUGAUCGGUACCUUGACUGGGCUACAAUGGCUAUUGUACGACAGUUUCAAGUUGGCUGUUGGGUUACCAACCACUGGUGGUUCAGCCCUUGAGAAAGGGGAAAAAUAGGUAUCAUUGUUAAGAGGAAGAGCUAUCAUACUGCAAUACGAACGGAUGGUUUGAAAGUG
Tuber melanosporum (Perigord truffle) is the source of this 1235-nucleotide messenger RNA. RefSeq lists its product as uncharacterized. Gene Ontology annotation, cellular component: mitochondrial inner membrane. The record is from RefSeq and is a predicted model, not a curated record. Gene Ontology annotation, biological process: mitochondrial phosphate ion transmembrane transport. The transcript is spliced from 4 exons. Bases 37 to 1176 code for a protein of 379 amino acids. NCBI's taxonomy places the organism in Eukaryota, Fungi, Ascomycota, Pezizomycetes, Pezizales, Tuberaceae. Gene Ontology annotation, molecular function: phosphate transmembrane transporter activity.